AUGGCAACGGCAAUGAAAUUGGUGUUAAUAAUAGCAUUGGCUGUUUUGGCAUUGGCAGUGGGUAUGUCGAAUGCAGAGCCUCCUGAGAGUGAUCCGUGUAGGGUGCCUGGAGCUAUUCUGUGCAGGGACGAUAAUAUUUGUCUCACACAGAUCUUUGGCUUAUGCUGCGAAAUCGGACGUUGUGGUCCAGGUGUGGGAUUUUGCUAUGAUUCCACAGAUGGAAAAUCUACAUCUGGGUAUUUAAUGUAUCUUGGAUCUAUUGUCAUCUCUUGGAGAUCUAAAAAGAAAUCUGUUCCAGCCGCCUCUUCUUCUGAAUCUCAAUAUAUGACCGCCUUUGAAGCAACUCAGGAAAUCUUAUGGCUUCGAAGAAUUAUUGAAGACUUGCAGACACCACAAAUUUCAUCAACUCCACUCUUCAUUGACAAUCAAUCUGCUAUCAAAAUGGCUAAAAAUCCAGUAUUUCAUGAUCGCACCAAGCACAUCAAUACAAAGAUUCAUUUGAUCAAUACAAAGAUUCAUUUGAUUUGGCAUCAUGUGAAAGAUGGCAGCAUAUACCUUAAUUAUUGCCCCACUGUAGAUCAACCAGAUAUUCUUACCAAGGCUUUGGGCAGAGAAAAGUUCGAGAAGUUCAGAGAAAUGCUCGGCUUAACCCCUUCAGAUUAA
Molecule: messenger RNA, 663 nt
Organism: Cryptomeria japonica (Japanese cedar)
Lineage: Eukaryota; Viridiplantae; Streptophyta; Pinopsida; Cupressales; Cupressaceae
Product: secreted RxLR effector protein 161-like
Exons: 2
Coding region: 1-663 (220 amino acids)
Source: RefSeq, a predicted model, not a curated record